AGAUUUGUUACAAUUUAAAAACGCAUUUGAGAUUCUUUGGUGAGCACUUAAAAAAGUAGUAAUGGCGGGCAUGUGGGGGAGUCGAAAACUGCAUGAAUGCGAAAGCGCUCGUCAAACAGAGAAGACUGAUCAAUGUUAUUGUUACUAAUAUAGAUGAAAACAUAUCCCAAUUUGCAUGUUCCAAACCCAGAGCUUUUCCUGAACUUCCAUUACUGCCUAAAAAUAUUGUUGAAUCUGAUCUUUACAAGACUGUAAACAAACAUGGCAUGUAUCCUCCUAUAUUAAAAAAAAAAUCAUGGAACAGAGCAGUCCCAUAUAAAGAAAUGUCGUAUUAUCGGACACCAAGUGAAUCUAUUGCAAAUAAUUAUACUCCAACCAUUCAGAAUCUUAAAAUCAAAGAAUUGCAUAAACUUGAUGCUAAUAAUAAUUAUAUAUCAGAUAAGUUUUAUCAAAAACAAAAUCAAAAAUUGAUUGGUGAAAAAGAAACAUUAGAUAGUAAAGCUGAUAGUUCAAGUCGACCACAAACACCUAUUCAACAGUUGAGUAUUAUAAAAAAAAAUUAUAUGAUUGAAAACCAAAGAUACACUGAACCUAACAGCGAAGAUAUUCAGCGAUAUCACUACUACAUAUUACACGGUGUUUCAACACAAGAUAUAUGCCCCCUCGAUACUGUUAUGGUUGAUAGAGUUAUUUCAGAAUGUUUAUCAACUCAUUACGAUUUGCAGAAGUAUAGUGUACUAAUUAGUAAUUUAAAGGAAGAAGUACAUUAUGAUUAUGAAAUAAGUUGCAAGAAAUCUAUAGUUGAUUAUAUAUUAAAAGACAAAAAUGAGUGCCAGCGUUUAAAUAUUGGAUCUGUUCCUCUAGUACAUCUUUCAAAAUGUCUUCGUGCACCUGUUCCUUGGAGAACUGUGUUUCAAUCUUCAAAGGAAUUCAUUCAAAAGCAUCUAAUGAAGAUUAAUCCUGUAAUGGGUUCAUUGCAAAAUCUUUGGGAUCAAAAGUUUUCUUCUUGUAGGUUUAUUGAUAUUUUCAAAAUAAAGAAUGCAGGUUUACCUCUCAGUUUACAGGCUUUUGAAGAUCUUAUAGAUUGUUGCUGUUUGGAGGGAAAGCAGAUCUUAAAAACUGUUUGGCUUCCAGCUUGCAUUCAAUUGCUUCAUGAAAUGGAAGAUCAUUGGAAGCAUUUAAUAGUAAAAAGUGCUCAGCUUAUUCAAGAGUUUUUUUCUGCAGUCUCUACUGUUAUGUCAAUGAAUCUUCGAAGCAUGGUUAUAAACUCAUUAAAAGACUUUGCUCUUUUUUUAUUUUCAUAUAUGAAGGGAAAUCAUUUUAACAAUCAAGCAGAGAUGCAUCAGUUUUUUAAUCCACAGAUAUUCUUGGUUGAUGUUGUGUUGAUUAAUUCACAAAUUAUUUUCCAACCUUCUUUAAACAGUUUCCAGGAUUUACUUAUGAGAGUAUUUCAGAAAGUAACAUGUUCCUCUGAAAGUAUUCCACGAGUGGAAACUGUUCUUUUUCCUAAUUUAAAUGACAAGGAAUUAUUUUUAAAUAAAGUUGAUUACAAUCAGAGUUCUGUACAGCAUUAUAUAAAGAUGGUACUUGAUGUAUUAGAAUCAAACAUGAAAGGUCCAUAUAAGUUUUUAGAUACAUAUGACUGUUAUAAAGAUUUGUUUAAUGGAGUUGCUGAAGCAGGAGUGACAAAAUUUCUUUCCAGUCCUCAUGUGAUAGCAGAUUUUUCAAAGAAAAUUCAAGUUUAUCGAAAGCUGUACUAUGAAAUCUCCUGUUUAAAUUAUACUGUCCCUAUGAACCUCUUCUGUAUCAAUUGUAUUAGAUUACAUAAUGAACUUGCAAAUCUUUGUAUCAAACAUUCAGAUCAAUUUAUAAAUUUUAUAGUUUCUCAAAACAAAGAAAAAAAUAAAGAUAUUUGUCAUAGUUACGAUCUUAUAUCUGAUCGGUGUCAUGAAAUUCCAGAUAAAACGGAAGAUAUUGUUGAAUUAAUUAACUAUGUAAAAGAAGCAAGCUCAGUUAGAGUUGCAGAGCUUCAGCUUGAGGUGGAAAUGGCUGCUGAAAGAAUUACAUUUCUUCUCCAAUAUGCAGAUGUUACUCCAUCAGAUAUUAAAAUCAAUAAUGAGCUUUUCACUUGGCCCAGAAAAAUUAUGAAAAUAUUUGAAUUAAGUGAAUCACGAAUUUUAACAAAAAAGUUGCAUUUAGAGCAGGAAUUAAAAAGAAGGGUUAUUAUUUUGAAGGAAAUGUUAGAGACAUAUCACAAUAAUAUUGAACUUUUCAAGAAAAAAGAGGUAUUGACUACAGAGGAAAUGAUAAAAAAUGUAGAAAAUCUCAGUGAUAUUAAUAAACAUGUUGAAGCAGCCAGAACAGAAGCUGAGUGCUUAUGUAAAGAAGAAAUGCUUCUGGGAUGGGAAAUUACACAGUAUCCACUCCUGCAAAUCUUAAUUACAACUAAAGAACCAUAUGAAAAACUUUGGAAUACUGCAUUGCAGUUUACAAAUUCAUAUAAUAAUUGGAUGAACUGUCCAUUUAAAGAUAUAAAUGCUGAGAAAGCAGAAGAAGAGGUAAUGUCGAUGUGGCGAACAAUGGUCAAACUUAUCAAAGUUUUCUCUGAUGUUGCUGGCCCGCGUCGCAUUGCUGAAACCAUUAAGUUAAAGAUUGAUAAAUUUAAACCUAGUCUUUCUUUAUUAAGUUCAAUAUGUCAGCCUGGACUUCGAGAUCGACACUGGGAAUUAAUAAGCGAUCUUAUUGGUUCUGAUAUAAAACCUGACAAAGAAACAUCUCUUACGGAAAUCAUUGAUGCAGGGCUAUUGAAAUUUCUUCUAGAACUUGAAGAAAUAAGUGUUACUGCUAGCAAAGAAUACUCCAUUGAAAAAGCUAUUGACAAGAUGAAAAAUGAGUGGGCUGAUAUAAUCUUUGAAUUUUUACCAUAUCGAGAAUCAGGAGUUUCAGUUUUAUCAUCUAUAGAUGAAAUACAACUGUUGCUUGAUGACCAUAUCAUUAAAUCUCAAACAAUGAGUGGCUCACCUUUUAUUAAACCUUUCGAGGCUGAUAUUAAAAUUUGGAGAGAAAAUCUAAUCAUGAUCCAAGAUAUACUUGAUAAUUGGCUUCAGUGUCAAGCCACAUGGAUGUAUUUGGAGCCGAUUUUCAGUUCAGAAGAUAUAAUGAAGCAGAUGCCUGAAGAAGGAAAAAAAUUUAAAAUUGUGGAUAGUUAUUGGAGAGACAUUAUGUUAAAUUCAGUUGUUGAUCCACAUGUGCUUGUAUGCACUAGUCAACCGAAAAUGUUAGAAAGGCUUGUAGAAGCAAACCGACUUCUAGAGGACAUUCAAAAGGGACUUAAUGCUUAUCUAGAGCAAAAGCAGCUUUUCUUUCCCAGAUUUUUCUUUCUCUCAAAUGAUGAACUUUUGGAAAUACUUUCUGAAACAAAAGAUCCUCUUCGUGUGCAACCACAUUUAAAGAAAUGCUUUGAAGGUAUAUCAAAGCUUAAAUUUACUGAUAAUCAAGAAAUUGUUGCCAUGAUAAGUGCUGAAAGAGAAGUUGUUCCAUUUAUGGAAAAGAUCAUUCCUGCUGAAGCCAAGGGCAUGGUAGAGAAAUGGCUUCUUCAAGUUGAAAGUGUUAUGAUCAUGAGUUUACAAAAAGUUGCUGAUGAUGCUCUUAAAGCAUAUUCUUUGACACCUCGAGAAAAAUGGGUACAAGAAUGGCCAGGACAGAUAGUUAUAGCAGUUAGUAGUAUUUAUUGGACUGCAGAGGUUAGUGAGGCAAUACUCAAACCCAAUGCCCUUUUCAGCUAUCUAAAUAAGUCCAAUGAUCAAAUUAGUAAACUUGUAGAAUUAGUUCGUGGAAAGUUAGAUAAAGGAGUACGGCUGACUCUUGGUGCUUUAGUAGUCAUUGAUGUACAUGCUCGUGAUGUAAUUGAAAUGAUGACAAAGAAUAAUAUAAGCGAUCCAAAUAAUUUUCAAUGGAUAGCUCAAUUUCGAUAUUAUUUUGAAGAAGGAUUAAUUGCUGUGAGAAUGAUUACAACCACUAUUAUGUAUGGGUAUGAGUAUCUUGGAAAUUCUGGAAGACUUGUAAUAACUCCAUUGACUGAUCGAUGUUACAGAACUCUAAUGGGCGCUCUGAAGUUAAAUUUGGGUGGGGCUCCAGAAGGUCCUGCGGGAACUGGAAAGACGGAAACAGCAAAGGAUCUUGCUAAAGCUGUUGCGAAGCAGUGUGUAGUUUUUAACUGUUCAGAUGGAUUAGACUUUAAGGCAAUGGGAAAAUUUUUUAAAGGUCUAGCUCAAGCUGGGGCUUGGGCAUGUUUUGAUGAGUUCAACAGAAUUGAAUUAGAGGUACUAUCAGUUAUUGCUCAGCAAAUUUCAACUAUUCAAAAUGCUAUCUCUGCUAAAUGUAAAACAUUUAUUUUUGAAGGCACUGAGUUAGUUCUGAAUCCUACAUGUACUAUAUUCAUUACAAUGAACCCUGGGUAUGCAGGGCGCCAAGAACUACCUGAUAAUCUAAAGAUAUUGUUUAGAACUGUAGCAAUGAUGGUCCCAGAUUAUUGUCUUAUUUCUGAGAUUUCCUUAUACUCAAUGGGGUUCAUCAACGCAAGAGCUAUGGCAGUUAAAAUAGUUGAAACAUACAAGUUAUGUUCUGAGCUUUUAUCAUCUCAGUCACAUUAUGAUUAUGGCAUGCGAGCUGUUAAAUCUGUGUUGACAGCAGCUGGUAAUUUGAAAUUAAGAUACCCAAAUGAUGGUGAGCAAAAUCUUAUUCUUAGAGCGAUCCUAGAAGUUAAUUUAGCUAAGUUUUUGUCACAGGAUGUACCAUUGUUUGAGGGAAUUAUCUCUGAUUUGUUCCCGGGUACAUCGUGGCCAUCUCCAGACUAUGGUCUACUAAUGGAGGCAAUAAUUAAUAAUUGUAAACAAGAAAUUUUGCAGCCUACUGAUUGGUAUAUCAAAAAAAUUAUUCAGAUAUAUGAAAUGAUGAUUGUACGACAUGGUUUUAUGAUUGUUGGAGAACCACUUGGUGGGAAAACUAAUGCUUUCAAGAUUUUAGCUCAAGCAAUGUCAGAUUUAGAAAAAUUACAGACUCCAGAUUUUUUUAAGGUUAAGUUUAAAAUUAUAAAUCCUAAGUCAAUUACAAUGGGUCAAUUGUAUGGUAAUUUUGAUCCAGUUUCUCAUGAAUGGUCUGAUGGUAUUCUUGCUGUUUCCUUUCGUGAGCAAGCUGUUUCCACUACUGAUGACCGUAAGUGGAUUGUUUUUGAUGGUCCAGUAGAUGCAAUAUGGAUUGAAAACAUGAACACAGUACUGGAUGAUAAUAAAAAGCUAUGCUUAAUGAGUGGAGAAAUUAUUCAAAUGAGUGUUAAGCAAAGUUUGAUAUUUGAAACUGCUGAUCUUGAGCAGGCAUCACCAGCCACUGUCAGUCGAUGUGGUAUGAUCUAUUUGGAACCACACCAGCUCGGUUGGGAGCCACUAAUGUUUUCAUACUUGCAAAAUAUACAAGAGUCUUUGAAUAAAGAGCAGAUGGAACUUUUGCAAGACUUGUUUAAAUGGCUGAUGCAGCCUUGCUUAGAUUUCAUUAAAAACAACUGUCUGUUACUAUGCAGUAUGUCAAACAUGUUUUUGGUUCAGAAUUUUAUCAAGCUAUACUCAUUGUUAUUGGAAGAAGUAUAUCAAAAUAAAGAAUCAGACAAUGCAAUUAAGUAUCCAACAAGUCAGAUUUUAUCCUGGUUGGUGUCCUGCUUUAUUUUCUCUAUUGUAUGGUCUCUUGGUGCAUUCAUAGACUCAAAGAGUAGAAUAAUAUUUAGUGAAUUUUAUAGAACACUUAUUAAUGGACAAGAUAAACUAAAUCCAAAGCCAAAAAAAGUUUUAAAGAGCAAUCUUAUUCCUGAUGCUGGACUUGUUUAUGAUUAUGUGUUUGUUAAACAAGGAAAUGGUUCAUGGUUGCGUUGGAUGGAGACUGUUGAUAAAAAUUCUCUUGUAAUUCCUCAAACUGCACAGGUAUCUGAGCUAAUAAUUAACACAGAUGAAACAACAAGACAAACUUUUUUUUUGGAUUUACUGAUUUUAAGAGAUGCUCCUAUAAUGUUUAUUGGUAACACAGGGACAGGAAAGUCUGCAAUAACCAACAGUUAUCUAGUCAAACUUCCUAAAGAAAAAUUUGUUCCAGUAAAUUUUAACUUUUCUGCACGAACAACUGCACAGCAAACUCAAGAACUAGUGAUGGAAAAGCUUGACAGGCGACGUAAAGGUGUAUACGGACCACCACCCGGUAAAAAGUGUGUUUUGUUUAUUGAUGACAUAAAUAUGCCAGCAAAAGAAAAGUAUGGUGCUCAACCUCCAAUUGAGCUUCUAAGACAGUUAUUAGAUCAAAAGAACUGGUACAAUUUGAAAGAUACUUCAACUAUAAUUUUAGAAGAUAUUUUGCUUAUAACAGCAAUGUGUCCCCCUGGAGGAGGAAGAAAUGAAAUUACAAGUCGUUUUAUGCGACACUUGAAUGUUAUUUCUGUUGCUGAUUUUGAUGAUAACACACUUACAAAGAUUUUUUCCACUAUCUGUGAUUGGCAUUACGGAAGAGAUUUUGAAGCAGAUUUUCUUCGACUUGGAAAGAUUAUUGUAAACGCCACAAUGCAAGUUUAUAAAUCAGCCAUGGCUAAUUUUCUUCCUACACCAUCCAAAUCACAUUAUGUAUUUAACCUUCGUGAUUUUUCUCGAGUCAUUAGAGGCAUACUAUUAGUACCUAGUACCCAUUUACAGGAUACUAAUAAGCUUAUUAGAUUAUGGGUUCAUGAAGUCUAUCGAGUUUUUUAUGAUCGACUUAUUGAUGAUUCAGAUAGACUAUUUUUCUUUGAUUUGAUUACUGACACUACAAAAAAGCAAUUUAAUAAAGAACUUGGCACUCUAAUGAAACAUCUUGUACCUAGUGGACCUAUCACAGAUUCUAGCAUUAGAUCAUUGUUUUUUGGAGAUUACAUGCCAAGCAAUUCUUCUGAAAAAAUAUAUGAUGAAGUAACAGAUCUUAGUUUAUUGACAUCAAGGAUGGAAAGUUUUUUAGAGGACUAUAAUCUGAUGAGCAAAACUCCAAUGUCACUUGUUAUGUUCAAGUUUGCCAUUGAACAUGUUUCAAAAGUAGCUCGUAUUCUGAAGCAAGCCAAUGGCCAUGCUUUAUUAGUUGGUGUUGGAGGUAGUGGCCGUCAAAGUAUUGCAAAGUUAGCAACUUUCAUUGCAGAUUUUGUAUUGUUUCAAAUUGAGAUUUCAAAAAGUUACAACAAAAUUGAUUGGCGCAAUGAUCUUAAAAAGCUGCUAAUUUUAUCUGGAGUUGAUGGUAAACCAACUGUUUUUUUGUUUAUUGAUAACCAAAUAAAAGAUGAGCUGUUUGUUGAGGAUAUCAACAUGAUUUUAAAUACAGGCGAUGUGCCAAAUAUUUUUGCAGCUGACGAGAAAGCUGAUGUAAUUGAUAAAAUGCAAGGAAUAGCGAGAAAUGAAGGUAAAAAAAUUGAUUCUACUCCAUUAGCAAUGUAUAAUUACUUCAUUGAUAGAGUAAAAGCAAACCUUCACAUAGUAUUAGCAAUGAGCCCAAUUGGAGAUGCUUUUAGAAAUCGUUUAAGAAUGUUUCCUUCACUUAUUAAUUGUUGCACUAUUGAUUGGUUUCAGGCAUGGCCUGAUGAUGCAUUAGAAAUGGUAGCAAAAGCGUUUUUUAAAGAUAUCAAUAUAGAGCCAACUGUUCAAAAUGCUGCAGUUCAAAUGUGCAAAUAUUUUCAUGAAAGUGCCUGUAGACAAUCAGAAAAAUACUUACACAUAUUAAGAAGAUACAAUUACGUUACUCCUACUUCUUAUCUUGAGUUGCUUCAAGCAUUUAAAAACUUGCUUCAUGUUAAACAAGAUGAGAUACAGUCACUCAAAAGUCGAUAUGUAAUUGGCUUAGAAAAACUUGAGUUUGCAGCAUCUCAAGUUAGCAUUAUGCAAGAAGAGCUAAUAUCACUGCAACCAAAGCUUGUUGAGACUUCAGAAGAAACUAAAAAAUUGAUGACUAAAAUUGCGCAAGACACUGUUGAAGUUCAAGCAAAGAAAGAGAUUGUGUCUGCAGAUGAAGAAAUAGCUAACAAAGCAGCUGCCAUAGCUCAAGGAAUUAAAUCAGACUGUGAAAGUGAUCUUGCUGAAGCUAUUCCAGCCCUUGAAGCUUCAAUUGAGGCUUUAAACACUCUUAAACCAAGUGAUAUUAGUCAAGUAAAAACUAUGAAAAAUCCUCCUAGUAUAAUUAAGUUAGUGAUGGAAGCUGUUUGUAUCAUGAAAGGUAUUAAACCAGAUCGAAAGAAUGAUGCAUCUGGUGCUGGAAAAAUUGAUGACUAUUGGGGACCAUCUCAAAAAAUACUAAGCGAUUUAAAGUUUCUAGAUCAACUGAAAUCUUUUGAUAAAGAUAACAUUCCACCAGCCAUUAUGAAAGUCAUAAGAACAAAAUACAUCACAAAUGAUCAGUUUGUUCCAGAUAUAGUGAAACAAGCUUCUGAAGCUUGUGAGGGGCUUUGCAAGUGGGUGCGAGCUAUGGAAGUGUAUGACAGGGUUGCUAAAGUUGUUGCACCCAAGAAACUCAAACUUGCAGAAGCAGAAAAUGAGUUGCAAAUGCAAAUGACAAAGCUUAAUGAGAAACGUCGUGUUUUAAAAGAGGUAUCAGACAAGCUACAAAAUUUGCAUGAUGAACUUGAUUUAAUGACUAAAAAGAAAGAAGAUUUAGAAGCAAACAUUUCUUUAUGUGAAAAAAAGCUAGAGCGUGCAGGCAAAUUGAUCGGUGGUUUGGGUGGCGAAAAAACUCGUUGGACAGAAACUGCGUUUCAUCUUGGAGAACUUUCCACCAGAAUUUUUGGUGAUGUUUUAAUGUCUUCAGCCGUUAUUGCAUACUUGGGUGCUUUUACAGUUGAAUUCAGAAAUGAAUGUAUUUCUGAUUGGUUAAAACUCUGUGCUAAAGUCAAGAUAAAAUGUUCUCCAAGUUUUACAUUGACUUCAACUCUUGGCGAGCCACUGAAAAUUCGAGAAUGGCAGAUUGCAGGUCUUCCUGUUGAUUCUUUCUCUGUUGAUAAUGGAGUCAUUGUAAACAGCACAAGACGCUGGCCCCUUAUGAUUGAUCCUCAAGGUCAAGCAAAUAAAUGGAUUAAAAAUCUUGAAAAAGCAAACAAAUUAGAAGUUGUCAAAAUGUCAAGUUCAAAUUAUGCACGUACAUUAGAAAAUGCUAUUCAGUUCGGGCAUCCUGUGCUACUUGAAAAUGUUGGCGAAGAGCUUGAUCCAAUGUUAGAACCUGUGUUGCUGAAGUUAACAUUUAAACAAGGUGGUAUUGAGUAUAUGAAACUUGGAGAAAAUGUUAUUGAGUAUUCAAAAGAUUUUAAGCUUUAUAUUACAACACGUUUGCGCAAUCCUCAUUAUCUACCAGAAAUUUCAGUAAAGGUUACAUUGCUGAAUUUUAUGAUUACACCAUUAGGACUGGAAGAUCAAUUACUUUGCAUUGUAACAGCCAAGGAAAAACCAGAAUUAGAAGAACAAAAGAAUCUUCUUGUUCUAGAGAGCGCUUCAAACAAAAAGCAGCUAAAAGAGAUUGAAGAUAAGAUCCUUUUAGUUCUUUCAUCUUCGCAGGGUAAUAUUUUGGAAGAUGAAACCGCAAUUAAAUUCUUGUCGUCAUCCAAAGUUUUAUCAGAAGAAAUUACUGAAAAACAGAUUUUAUCUGCUAAAACAGAAUGUGAAAUAGAUUUUACACGAAAUGGUUACAAACCUGUGGCAUCACAUUCAUCUACAUUAUUUUUUUGCAUUUCUGACCUUGGAAAUAUUGAACCUAUGUACCAGUAUUCACUUCUGUGGUUUAUUAAUCUAUAUGUUUUGUCCAUUGAAAAAAGUGAAAAAUCAGAUAACCUGUUAGAACGAACCGCUCAUCUAAAUGAUCAUUUUAUGAAGAGUGUCUAUAAUAAUGUUUGUCGCUCAUUGUUAGAAAAAGAUAAACUUCUUUUUUCAUUUCUCCUUACAAUCAAUGUGUUGAAAGCAAGAAAUGAAAUAGAUGAUCAAGUAUGGCGUUUCCUUUUAACUGGCGGUGUUGGAUUAGAUAAUCCAUACCCAAAUCCGUGCUCUUCUUGGUUAAAUGAGAAAUCUUGGGCUGAAAUUGUGCGUGCUUCUAAUCUUGUAAAGCUUAAUGGUCUAAAAGAUCAAAUGAAUCUUCCAGGAUGGAAAGUUGUUUAUGAUUCUGCAACUCCUCAUCUGGAAAAAUUCCCUCAAGCAUGGGAUAAGUUAUCAGGCAUCGAAAGGCUUGCAGUAUUGCGCUGCAUCAGACCAGAUAAAAUUAUUCCAGCUAUACAGGAUUUCAUUAUUGUUACAAUGGGUGCAUUUUACAUUGAACCUCCAACAUUUAACUUGCCAUUAAGCUUUAGUGAUGCAAGCAAUACUACUCCAUUAAUAUUUGUUCUUUCUCCUGGUGCUGAUCCUAUGGCUGCUUUAAAAAAGUUUGCAGAUGAAAGAGGCUUCGGUGGAGAUUUGACUCAAUGCAUAUCUCUCGGACAAGGACAAGGUCCAAUUGCGUAUAAAAUGAUUCAAUUAGCUUUGAAAAAUGGAACCUGGGUUGUCCUACAAAAUUGCCAUGUAGCCACGAGUUGGAUGCCAACUCUUGAAAAGAUUUGUGAACAAGAUAUAAUUCCAGAAAAUACUCACCCCAAUUUUAGGUUAUGGCUGACAAGUUACCCAUCGCCAAGUUUCCCUGUAUCUAUUUUAGAAAAUGGUGUUAAAAUGACUAAUGAACCUCCCAAGGGAAUAAGGGCAAAUUUACUUAGAUCAUACACUAAUGAUCCCAUAUCAGACAAUGAAUUUUAUAGUAGCUGCAACAAGUUACUGCAAUGGGAAAAAAUGCUGUUCGGAUUGUGCUUUUUUCAUGCUUUGGUUCAAGAGAGACGAAAUUUUGGUUCACUAGGAUGGAACAUACCUUAUGAGUUUAAUGAGUCUGACUUACGCAUUAGUAUGAGACAGUUGCAGAUGUUUCUCAAUGAUUACAAUGUUGUUCCAUUGGAUGCUCUGGUGUAUUUGUUUGGUGAAUGUAAUUAUGGUGGACGAGUUACUGAUGACAAAGAUCGUAGAUUGUUACUCUCUUUACUUAAAAAUUUUGUUUGUGAAAAAGUAUAUAGUGUUGAUCAAUAUUGUUUUUCACCGAGUGGACUUUAUUAUGUCCCCAGUAAAAAUGGUCUUGAAACAUAUGUUGAGUACAUAAGAGCACUUCCAAUAUUGUCUAAUCCUGAAGUUUUUGGUCUUCAUGAAAAUGCUGAUAUCACAAAAGAACAAAAGGAAACUCAAGAUUUAUUUGACAAAAUUCUACUGUCUCUGCCUCGUCAAUCUAGUGGACCUGGUAAGUCAACUGCUGACUCAGUAUCUGGUUUAGCUGACAGUAUACUAGCAAAGUUUCCACAAGAAUAUAAUUUAGGAAGUGUAGUGAAAAAGUUUCCAGUUUGUUAUGAAGAGUCAAUGAAUACUGUUCUCAAACAAGAGUUGAUUCGAUUUAAUCGUUUAAUAAAGAUUGUCCGCACUUCAUUAGUUGAUAUUCAAAAGGUUAUUAAGGGUCAAGUUGUUAUAUCUUCAGAGUUAGAGGAUAUGUUUAACAGUAUGCUUGUAGGUAAAAUACCAACGGCAUGGGCUACCAAGUCUUAUCCUUCCCUUAAACCUCUUGGGAGCUAUAUUGCAGAUCUCCUUGAAAGGCUAAACUUCUUCAAUGAUUGGAUUAAUAAUGGCAUCCCUAAGGUGUUUUGGAUAUCUGGAUUUUACUUCACUCAGUCUUUUCUUACAGGUGUAUCUCAAAACUUUGCUCGGAAGUACCAUUUACCUAUUGAUCAUGUUUGUUUUCAGUUUUUCAUCAUAAAAAAAGAUGCAGAUUUAAGUAAAAAACCUGAUGAUGGCGUUUAUGCAAAGGGUUUAUACUUAGAAGCUGCACGUUGGGAUCAUGAAAAACACAAAUUAGGAGAAUCGUUUUCCAAAGUUUUGCAUGAUGAAAUGCCAACUAUGUGGUUGCUUCCCAGUGAAAAAAGAAAGAUCAAUUCUUAUCCCUGCUACAAUUGCCCUCUCUAUAAAACAAGUGCAAGACGCGGAACUUUGUCAACUACAGGACACUCUACAAAUUUUGUUAUGUACAUGAAAUUACCAAGCGAUAAAGAUGAAAAUCAUUGGGUUAAUCGAGGUGUUGCACUAUUAUGUCAGCUAGAUAACUAAAAUAAUUUUUUUUUUAAACUAUUUUUUUAAAUUUAUUUAUUAUAAUUAAUAUAAUGUAAUAGUGGUUUAUA
Hydra vulgaris (swiftwater hydra) is the source of this 12259-nucleotide messenger RNA. The record is from RefSeq and is a predicted model, not a curated record. Lineage: Eukaryota; Metazoa; Cnidaria; Hydrozoa; Anthoathecata; Hydridae.